Esox lucius (northern pike) is the source of this 7101-nucleotide messenger RNA. RefSeq names its product adhesion G protein-coupled receptor L3. Lineage: Eukaryota; Metazoa; Chordata; Actinopteri; Esociformes; Esocidae. The record is from RefSeq and is a predicted model, not a curated record. The transcript has 27 exons. Gene Ontology annotation, biological process: adenylate cyclase-activating G protein-coupled receptor signaling pathway; synapse assembly; cell surface receptor signaling pathway. Gene Ontology annotation, cellular component: cell-cell junction; membrane; axon. The coding region runs from base 760 to 5511 and encodes 1583 amino acids. Gene Ontology annotation, molecular function: carbohydrate binding; G protein-coupled receptor activity.
ACUGCAUUUCUCCCAAGCAGUGCGCUCCGAAAUUGGUUUGUCAUUUGCGCCGAGAGCUCAGCUUUGGAAGCAAAUGAUUUUCUCGACUUCUUUGCCGUGAAGAUUUCCAAUUAACACAUUCAUUUCUUUCGGAUACUCUUUUUCUGGUGUAAAAUAUUUCGCCUUUUAGCUUUUUCUUUAGGACCUGAUGUAGCCUAGCUACUGCACAACAGGACGUGUUGUGUGCCAAUGAGGGACUGUCAUCUGGAUACACAAGGAGCCCGUUCUUUCUCCCGCAAUAUCGACGGUAGCUUAUACACGGAUCCUACUACAGACAUUUCUAUGUCUUCUACUACCGGACGGAUGAGAAAAUAUAAACGGAGUUAUUUGAAAUAAUUAUUAAAAAUCUGUUAUUUUCCUUCGACGCUCUGAGGAGAUUUAAAUCUGCACGGUGAUCUGUGCGCAAGGACGAUAUCCACUGGGAAAAGACUACUGUGUUAGCAAUUUUAUUACUUACACUUUCAAUGGGAGGACUACUUGAAGAGUGUAAUCGCUUUACCAGCAUCUUCUAAAAACGGAUGGGAUAUAUGGUUCGAGUCCCUGAGAUGUGACCAACUGGAUUUGUAAAGAGCUUUGCAAGAGAAGAACCAGUCACAGGACAGGACCGUAAGAGAGGGAGCGUGACAGGACUGCCGUGCAGCUGGGCGAGUGCUCCCCUCAGGCUAACCAGGGAAGGCCUGACCCCUCAAUCGGGUGGAUCGGCAGACGGGCGGAGGGGCCAUGUGGACAGCACGCCUGCUCCUCCUCGCCAGCCUGUUUGCGCCAGCUGCUCUGGCCUUCAGUCGAGCGCCCGUCCCAAUGGCGGUGGUGAGGAGGGAGCUGUCGUGUGAAAGCUACCCCAUCGAGCUGCGCUGCCCGGGCACUGACGUCAUCAUGAUCGAGAGCGCUAACUACGGCCGCACGGAUGACAAGAUCUGUGACGCAGACCCGGCCCAGAUGGAGAAUACCCGGUGCUACCUGCCCGAUGCCUACAAGAUCAUGUCCCAAAGAUGCAAUAACCGGACCCAAUGCGCGGUGGUGGCUGGACCAGAUGUAUUUCCCGACCCUUGCCCUGGGACCUAUAAGUACCUAGAGGUCCAGUACGAAUGUGUGCCCUACAAAGUGGAACAGAAAGUAUUCCUGUGCCCUGGCUUGCUGCGAGGGGUGUACCAGAGCGAACACCUCUUUGAGUCAGAUCACCAAUCUGGGGCUUGGUGCAAAGACCCCCUCCAGGCCUCGGACAAGAUCUACUACAUGCCCUGGACACCAUACCGCACUGACACCCUGACCGAGUACUCCUCCAAAGAGGACUUCAUCGCCGGGCGACCCACGACCACGUACAAACUACCGCACCGCGUUGACGGCACAGGCUUCGUGGUAUAUGACGGCGCUCUGUUCUUCAACAAGGAGCGGACGCGCAACAUCGUCAAGUUCGACCUCCGCACGCGCAUCAAGAGCGGCGAGGCCAUAAUCGCCAACGCCAACUACCACGACACCUCGCCGUACCGCUGGGGCGGCAAAUCGGACAUCGAUCUCGCCGUAGACGAGAACGGCCUGUGGGUCAUAUAUGCCACGGAGCAAAACAACGGCCGCAUUGUCAUCAGCCAGCUCAACCCUUACACUCUCCGUGUGGAAGGAACCUGGGAUACUGCCUAUGACAAGCGCUCGGCGUCCAACGCAUUUAUGAUCUGCGGAAUCCUUUACGUGGUGAAGUCGGUCUACGAAGACGAUGACAACGAGGCAACUGGGAACAAGAUUGACUAUAUCUACAAUACAGAACUAAGUAAAGAUGGCUUUCUUGACAUACCCUUCCCAAACUCCUACCAGUAUAUUGCUGCCGUGGAUUACAACCCUCGGGACAACCUGCUAUACGUGUGGAACAACUACCAUGUGGUCAAGUACUCACUGGACUUUGGCGCCUUGGACAACAGACAAGAAUCAUCUUCAUCUGUGAUGGUAUUCAUGGAUACCACGACAACGCGAUCUACAACUCAACCAACAGUGAUUUCUUCCACAACUACGUCGGCAACCAGCACCACUACGACCACCACGUCGACGACGACCCCUGUCAACCAGCGGCCGCGCCUCAUCUCCACUACCCUGCCGCCGUUGCCGCCAGUAGAGGGCAAUGCUCCGGAGGUCAACACUCGGUCGUCGCCGUCCUCCAAGCUCCCCAACAUUGGCAUUGAGUACUGCAACCCGAUGAUCAUGUCGGACGUGUCCUGGCCCAAGACACGACAGGGACUGGUGGCACGGCAGCCGUGCCCGACCGGAACCAUAGGCGUGGCCAUGUAUUUAUGUUUGGGGCCUGAGGGCUUCUGGGACCCCCAAGGGCCCAACCUCAGCAACUGUACGUCCCCGUGGGUCAGUGUCAUCACACAGAAGCUCAAAACUGGAGAGACCGCAGCCAUCAUUGCCAGGGAGCUGUCGGAGCAAACCAAGAGCAGCCUUCAGGCGGGGGAUAUUACCUACACAGUCAAGGCCAUGGGUCAGCUUGUGGACCUACUGGAUGUGCAGCUGAGGAAUCUAACCCCUGGAGGCAAAGAUAGCGCAGCCCGCAGCCUCAACAAGCUGCAGAAAAGAGAGCGCUCUUGCCGGUUUUACGUGCAGGCCAUGGUGGAGACGGUGAACAACCUGCUUCAGCCCCAGGCCCAGUCGGCCUGGCGGGACCUGAGCACCGGGGAGCAGCUGAAGGCGGCCACCAUGCUACUGGACACGGUGGAGCAGGGCGCCUUCGUCCUGGCCGACAACCUGCUCAAGACUGACAUCGUGCAGGAGAACACAGACAACAUCCAGCUGGAGGUGGCCAGGAUGAGUACGGAGGGAAAUCUGCCCGACCUGAAAUUCCCACAGAGCAGUGGCCAUGGCAACUCCAUCACCCUGUCGGCAAACACCUUGAAACAGCACGGGCGAAAUGGAGAAAUCCGGAUGGCCUUCGUCCUGUACAGAAACAUUGGCGCUUACCUGUCCACGGAGAAUGCCAGCAUGAAACUAGGGAGCGAAGCUAUGGCCACCAACUACUCUGUCAUUGUCAACUCUCCCGUCAUCACGGCGGCCAUCAACAAAGAGAACACCAAAGUCUACCUGUCAGACCCUGUCAUAUUCACCUUGAAACACCUGCAGCAUUCAAAGGAGAGCUUCAACCCCAACUGUUCUUUCUGGAGUUACUCCAAGAGGACCAUGACAGGGUUCUGGUCAACGCAGGACUGCAGGUUGCUAGGCACCAACCGGAGUCACACAACGUGUUCGUGUACCCACCUGACCAACUUCGCUAUCCUCAUGGCUCACGUGGAGGUCAAGAACACGGACCCGGUCCACGACAUGCUGUUGGACGUGAUCACCUGGGUGGGGAUUCUGCUGUCCCUCGUCUGCCUGCUCAUCAGCCUCUUCACCUUCUGCUUCUUCCGGGGCCUACAGAGCGACCGCAACACCAUCCACAAGAACCUUUGCAUCAGCCUCUUCAUCGCAGAGUCUUUGUUUCUGGUGGGGAUCAACCGCGCCGACCAACCGAUUGCCUGCGCCGUGUUCGCUGCGCUGCUCCAUUUCUUCUUCCUGGCCGCCUUCACCUGGAUGUUCCUGGAGGGCGUGCAGCUCUACAUCAUGCUGGUGGAGGUGUUCGAGAGCGAGCACUCGCGGAAACGCUACUUCUACCUGGUGGGCUACGGCGUGCCCGCGCUCAUCGUGGCCGUGUCGGCGGCCGUAGACUACCGAAGCUACGGCACGGAUCGAGUGUGCUGGCUUCGACUGGACACCUACUUCAUUUGGAGUUUCAUAGGACCGGCAACCUUGAUAAUUAUGCUCAACGUGAUCUUCCUUGGCAUCGCACUGUACAAGAUGUUCCACCACACGGCCAUCCUCAAACCGGACUCGGGUUGCCUCGAUAACAUCAACUAUCAUUAUUACGAUGGAAUUAUUAUUGUGGAAUGGCACUGCUAUGAGGAUUACGAACCUGAAAUCAAGUCUUGGGUCAUUGGGGCCAUCGCUCUCCUCUGUCUGCUGGGCCUGACCUGGGCCUUCGGGCUGAUGUACGUCAACGAGAGCACCAUCAUCAUGGCCUACCUGUUCACCAUCUUCAACUCCCUGCAGGGCAUGUUCAUCUUCAUCUUCCACUGUGUCCUCCAGAAGAAGGUGCGUAAGGAGUAUGGGAAGUGCUUGCGUACUCACUGCUGCAGUGGUAAGAGCGUGGAGAGCUCCAUGGGGUCCGUGAAGAGCUCCGCGUCCCGCCCACCAGGGCGCUAUUCCACUGGGUCACAGAGCCGGAUCCGUCGGAUGUGGAACGACACGGUCAGGAAACAGUCGGAGUCGUCCUUCAUUACCGGUGACAUCAACAGCUCGGCGUCUUUGAACAGAGGGGUUAUGGCUAACCAUCUUAUAACUAACGCUCUCCUCCGUCCCCAUGGCACUAACAAUCCCUAUAACACGUUGCUCGGGGAAUCGGCCGUCUAUAACAACCCGUCUGUGGGCAUGUACAAUACUCAAGAGCCCUACAGAGAGACAAAGGGAAUCCUGAACAAUGCCCGGGAUUCAAGUGUCAUGGAUACUCUACCACUGAAUGGUAACCACGGCAACAGCUACAGCAUCGCCAGCGCCGAGUACAUGAGCGACUGUGUCCAGAUCAUCGACCGGGGCUACAACCACAAGGAGACCACGCUGGAGAAGAAGAUCCUGAAAGAGCUCACCUCCAACUACAUCCCGUCCUACCUGAACAACCACGAGCGCUCGGCCGAGCAGAGCCGCAACCUCAUGAACAAACUGGUGAACAACGUGAGCAACGGGGGCAAGGACGUCGGCCUGGGCGGCGUGGGGAUUGGCGUGAACGUCCCGCUCGGCUUGGACGAUCACUCCUCCUUCCCCCCGCAUCUCCACGACGAGGGCCUGGGCCUGGAGCUGAUCCGCGAGGAGUCCAACGCUCCCCUUCUGCCCCAGAGACCCCCGCAGCUGCCGCCUGUGGACGGCCUCCACCACAACCACCUCCACCAGCCUCAGCCCCCCCCGCACCAGCACCAGUACCACCACCACCACCCUGCCUUCUCCUCGGCCACCGCCGCCUCGUCCUCGUCCCGCCGGCGGAUCCCGCAGGAGAACAGCGAGAGCUUCUUCCCCCUGCUCACCAACGAGCACACCCAGGACGGGGGGCUGGCGUCGCCCGGCCAGCCGCCCCGCCACCCGCCCCACCCCCGGGACUCCCUCUACACCAGCAUGCCCGUGCUGGCCGGCCUGCCGGACUCCACGGCCGACGCCGCCGGCCCGCCGGCCGACCAAGAGGCCGGAGCGGGCCAGCAGUCGGGGGGGAGGAGCCCCGAGCCCGGCCAGGACGACGUCUACUACAAGAGCAUGCCCAACCUGGGCUCACACAACCACCUGAACCAGCUGCAUGCCUACUACCAGCUGGGCAGGGGCAGCAGCGACGGGUUCAUCGUGCCCCCAAACAAGGAGGAUCUCUCCCCGGAAGAGGCCCCCCAGGAGCCCUCGCACCUGGUCACCAGCCUAUAGGUCUGUAGAAAAACCACCACCACCCCCUGCCCGCCCGGCCGGCUCAUCCUUCUUAAUCCCUAGCCGUGGUUCCCCUUCUUUUCUGCCCCCCACCCCACCCCCGCUUUCCCCUCUUGUGCUGAUCAGUCAUUGGCAGUGGUAGCCUUUUUUUGUACUCUGUGUCCCGAAGACUAUAUGGCUAAACUGAAUCCAGUCCGGCACCUCCGGCGUAAUGACGACAGUUGCAUUUCGUGGAUUUUCCUGCUAGACUCGGUAGGAUGUUGGAGAAACCUGUUGAUGUGCAUUUCACUUUUUUUGCGAGAUGCCCCGAACCCCUAUGAAGAUUGAUGUUCUUUUCUCUUAGUGAGCUGAGUCGAGCACGCAAGACAGCAGGAUAUCGGUCUCUGAAAUGCAUUUUGACAGUCCAAAGGAACUACAAACGCCCCCCCCUCCCCCCCCACAAAAAAACAUUCCGCUACUAGUUGAUGUUUAGAGUUAAAAUCAGAACAAAUUGAGAAAGACUAUUUUAUUAUACUUCUGUAUCCAUACUGGCUUUUUAAGGGGUUUUCUUCCUCUCUGGUGAUAUUGCAGCACAUUUCCUGCCGAAGUGUUCCUGCAAGUUUGACUAAAACACAUUUUGAACAAUAUCAUGAAGGACCACUUUAAAUCACACAUGCUUAACAGCAUAUUUUGGGUUUUCUUGUUUGUUUUUUUUCUUCCCCCUUUUGCUGUAACAAUAACAGUUGUCGACAGAAGGAGAAAAAACUAAUAACAGAGAAUUAUGAGAUAUUUCUAUGUAAAUGUACAGAUACUAGCAUUGCACAUAAAUAGUAUGCUUUUUGUUCCACCCAAACUGUUGUCUCUGUAAAUGUAGUUACUUAGCAGCCUCUCCUUUUUGUUGUGCUGGUCUUCGCACCAGUAUGAGCAUUCUUUUUCUUUAUAAUUUUUUUUCUCUCCAAGAAACAAUAAACACUGCAAAGAAAUAACUACAAAAAAAAUAUAUCACAAAACGAAACACACUUACCUUAAUGGAUUUCUUUUUGUCUCGCUAGCGAUGUAACCACCAGUGUUUACCAAACCAUUUUUGUUUUACAGUCUGAUUAUUUCUUCACUGUGUAGAUAGAAAGAGACUCAUGGUUCACCAACCAUAGAUGGAAGAAAUUACAAGUGUCCGAAAAUUUAUUAAGAGCUGAUCCGAAGAGAGAAAGCAAUGCAUUUUCUCGUUAGUUAGAACAGACUGGUGCUUCUCAGAGAGAGAACAAACUGAAUAUUAGUAAGCACUAGGCACUUGUACAAAACAGAAAAAGAUGGCAAAUUUUACUUUUUAAGGACAGAACUUUUUGAGUGAGAAAAAGAACAAAUGUUUUCUUUUUUCUUCCUCAAGGGAAAAGGAUAUUUAUUUAUUUGUUCAAACGACAAAAUAAAGUAAAAAAUGGUGGUAAAGAAUUUAGCAGAACAGAUUUGUUUUUUUUAUGAGGAUGAUUGUCGCUUUUUAUUUAUUCAUUUUUGUAUUGAUUUUCAAGUUGAAUGACCUCAUAACUAAUAUUUGUUGUAACAGUGAAACUUGUUUGCCAACAAAUAAAUUACUGAUUAAGAUUUACCACAUAGUUA